AUGCGUUUACCAUUACCUACCGAUGUUAAAGGUGCACAAGUGAUUGAUCGUGAAAAAUUUAAUAUUACUAUUCAAGUACCGUGUAUAACAGUACCAGUAGAACAAAUACGAAAAUUUGAUUGGAAAAAUUCAUCAUUAGACAUUUGUCAAUUGAAAUGUAUUCAAGAUUUAGAACCCAUAUCAAAAACACAUAAACAAAUAUUGUUUGAUCCAGAUAUGAUAAAAAAUGUAGAAGAUAUUGUCAAAUUAUUACCAUCAUCAAUUGAUAAAAGUGAAAUUGAACAAUCAUUUCAUUAUAAACAAAUUAAUAUUACCUAUAAAAAUUAUAGCGUGGAUGAAAUUGUUCGAGCAAUACUGUCUAAUGAUAUAUUAGAACAAAAUGUUAAUACCGGCAGUGGUUAUAGUCAAAUUGGACAUAUAGCACAUUUCAAUUUGAGAGAUGCCGUAUUACCGUACAAACAUAUUAUUGCUCAAGUUAUUUUGGAUAAACUUUCAAGUAUAAAAACUGUGGUGAAUAAAUUACAUAAAAUUGAUAACGUUUAUAGAAAUUUUGACUUUGAAAUAUUAGCGGGUGAACAGAAUACAAUUGUAACAUGUAAAGAAAAUAAUGAAACUUUUAAAUUUGACUUUGCCAAAGUUUAUUGGAAUCCACGUCUUGGCAGUGAACGUGAACGUGUUUUAAAAUUAGUUCAUUCAAGAGAUUAUGUAUUUGAUAUAUUUUCUGGUGUUGGUCCAUUUUCAAUACAAGCCGCGCAUAAAGGUUGCACUGUCUAUGCUAAUGAUAUCAAUCCUGAAUGUGUAAAAUGGAUGGAUCUAAAUUAUAAAUAUAAUCAAUCAAAAUCAAAAGGUCGUCGGUAUGGUGAUCAUAAAUCGUACAAUUUAGACGGACGAGAAUUUUUAACUACUAUUGUUUUUCCGCAAAUUGAACAAAUUCAACAUGAAAUUUUGAGUAAUGAAGAAAAAUGUCAGCAUUAUUCAAAUGAUAAAAUUGUUCUAUUCAUGAAUUUACCUGAAAUAGCUUUAACAUUUCUCGAUGUAUUUCUCGCAUGGUUAUCGAAACACGAGGAUAAUAAUGGAAAAUGGAUGUUACCUAUUCACAUCUAUUGUUAUACGUUUUCAAAAGAUGAAAAUAAAACGCAUGAUAUUACAGAACGUUUAGAAAAUAUACUACCCGGUGUUGAAUGUGACGAUAUACAUUUUGUAAGACAAGUAUCACCCAAUAAAGAUAUGAUGUGUGUGACAAUUAAACUGUUUGAGAAGAAAAAUGAAAAAAAUAAAAAAGCACCUAACUGUGAUAAUAAUGAAAUUGAGGAAGAAAAACAAGAUGUUAAAAGAUUUAAACAAUCUGUAUAA
Didymodactylos carnosus is the source of this 1353-nucleotide messenger RNA. The record is from the annotation of a GenBank genome assembly. NCBI's taxonomy places the organism in Eukaryota, Metazoa, Rotifera, Eurotatoria, Philodinida, Philodinidae.